Pygocentrus nattereri (red-bellied piranha) is the source of this 1317-nucleotide messenger RNA. It is a transcript of the gene rtraf, whose product is annotated as RNA transcription, translation and transport factor. Lineage: Eukaryota; Metazoa; Chordata; Actinopteri; Characiformes; Serrasalmidae. Gene Ontology annotation, molecular function: RNA binding. The record is from RefSeq and is a predicted model, not a curated record. Gene Ontology annotation, biological process: tRNA splicing, via endonucleolytic cleavage and ligation. The coding region runs from base 130 to 858 and encodes 242 amino acids. The transcript has 8 exons. Gene Ontology annotation, cellular component: tRNA-splicing ligase complex.
UAUUUUGAAAAAUUGGCGGCCCAUGCCGACCGGACCUGGUUUCUGGGCGCUGGAGGAGUCGCUGUGGUCUUCGUUGCUCGUUUAACACGCAGUGUGUUUAUUUCGCUCUGUCCGCCUGGAGGACUCGGCAUGUUUCGCAGGAAACUCACCGCGUUAGACUAUCACAACCCCUCGGGCUUCGACUGCAAAGAUGAAACCGAGUUCAGAAAUUUCAUCGUUUGGCUCGAGGAUCAAAAAAUCAGACAUUACAAAAUCGAGGAUCGUGGGAACCUGAGGAACAUCCCAAGCUCUGACUGGCCAAAGUACUUCGAAAAGUAUCUGCAAGAUGUGAACUGCCCAUUCAGUGCCCAGGAGAGGGAGGAGUCUGUGGACUGGCUGCUGGGCCUUGCAGUCCGUUUUGAAUACGGUGACAACGUGGAGAAAUACAGGAACUGCACACCUGCAGCCGAGGCUAGUAAUGCCCAGAAACCAGCUGACCCCCUCAUUAACCUGGACAGCAAUAAUCCUGAUUUCAAGGCUGGUGUCAUGGCCCUCGCAAACCUGCUUAAAAUUCAGAGACAUGAUGACUAUCUGGUGAUGCUCAAGGCCAUCAGGAUCCUCAUCCAAGAACGACUGACGCCUGAGGCCAUAGCCAAAGCAAGCAAGGCUAAAGAGGGCUUACCAGUAGCUUUAGACAAGCACAUUCUUGGCUUUGACACAGGAGAUGCCACUCUUAACGAAGCAGCUCAGAUCCUUCGGCUCCUGCACAUCGAGGAGCUGCGAGAGCUGCAGACGCGGAUUAACGAGGCGAUCGUGGCCGUCCAGGCCAUCAUCGCUGACCCCAAGACAGACCACCGGCUGGGAAAGGUGGGCAGAUGAUCAGCCUCCUGGACCUCUGGCCAGUCUGCAGUGUUUGCGUGUGGGCCACACCGAAACAUCUGGCUGGAAUCUUCAGUGCUGACUGGAUUUUUGUGUUUGGACAAACAUUUAAUCAGUUGCUGACAGAGAGAAUGGAGACAUGAAAUUGAACCAGUUUUUUUUGUUGCUUAAAAAAAAAAAAAAAAAACUUAAAAAAUGUGCACUAGAUCAAUUGGGGUCACAUUGCAAUCUUACACUACACUAACAGUCAUUUUAUGAACUCCCGAAUCAGAAAGAAAAGCACUCAAUGUUUUCUGUUUCUACAGCAGAACCAUUCCUUGGAAUUGGAGAAAUGUCUUUUUUUUUGGGAUAAAAAGUACUUUUUGGGUUUCAGUCUUGCUUUGUUUUGAUCAGAAAGGAGGGAAAAGAUUGCAUUGGUAUGUGUGCAUGUAUAUAAAUGACAUUAAAAGGCAGUGAGCA